Messenger RNA from Thelazia callipaeda (thelaziosis nematode), 1110 nucleotides. Lineage: Eukaryota; Metazoa; Nematoda; Chromadorea; Rhabditida; Thelaziidae. The record is from the annotation of a GenBank genome assembly.
AUGGCAGCAAAUACUGUUUCAGGUGCUCGUGAUCAGUCUUUAUCAAAAAGUUGGCAGUUUACUUUGCAUUAUUUCAGUGUAACAAAUGAUGUAUUAGUGACAUUGAAUGAAGUUAUUGAAGCGCACGAAGAACUGGAAGCGGAAGCAGAAGCAGUACUGGGUGGGGCUAAUGAUGAUGUGUGCACGUAUGUCGAGGGAUAUAAACCAAGACAACCUCUUUAUGCAUGUCGCGAUUGUACAACUAUUUCUGGACCUGCUGCGCUAUGCUAUGGGUGCAGCAUAAAUUGUCAUGACGGACACGAACUUUUUGAACUGUACACAAAACGGAACUUUUGUUGUGACUGCGGGAAUUCAAAAUUUGAAAGUUCAUGUGCACUAUACAAGGAAAAAAAACCUCUAAAUGAGCGAAAUGUGUACAAUCAUAAUUUUGACGGUCUUUAUUGUAUUUGCAAUCGUCCAUAUCCAUGCGAAGAAUAUAGUGAUUCUGAAAUGCUCCAGUGUGUAAUAUGCGAGGAUUGGUUUCAUCUUCAGCACCUGGAAGCACCUGACAGUAUCAAUGUCAACGAGAUAGAUGAAGUAAUUUGUAGAACAUGUGUUUCACGCUUCACGUUUCUGUUGUUUUAUGCUGAUGAAACAUAUAGUGAAAUGUCUGGUAACGAUCAGUUAUGCAAACUGAAGUGUUUAGAAGAAAAUUCCAAGACAGAUGAAAACAAACUACCACGCUCCCUAUUUUUCAACUCAUAUACGUGGCGAAGUCGCCUAUGUCAGUGCAAAAAUUGCUGUAAGCUUUAUGAAGACUAUAAUCUCCAAUUUUUAACUGAUCUCAAUGACUGCAUGCAAACGUUUGUUGACUCACAUUCAAAUGACGAUAGCAAAAGACAAAGGCACGAUGACCGAUACAUGACUAAUGCUUUGAUUAGUGUCGCAGGUCGUGAAACAGCAAUAACACUUUUCCGAGGGUAUGAAGAGAUGAAGCGAAAAUUAGGAAAUCGCUUCAAGCGAUUAGCUGAUGAAGGAAGAGAAGUCAAAAAAGAAGAUAUCGAUGAGCUUUUUCAGGAACUUGAAAUGGAACGUAAACGUCGUCGCGACAAUAUCCUCUCACAGUUGUAA